AGCAGGGACCGCGGCCUUCGCUCGCCGCUCGCCCCGGCGGCUCCUGCCCGUCCGGGGGUGUGUCCGGCCAGGCCCGCUGCGGGCACGGCUCGGGCCGGCUGGUGGCCAUGGCCCCGGGAAAGGCCCCGGGCCGGCGGCGCAGCAGCGACUCGGGCGUGGAGCCGGACCGCGGGCCGCUGCUCCGGGACAGGGACCAGCUCACCGCGCUCUCCCAGAAGAAGAAGGAGCAGCGCAUCGCGCUCUUCCUCAGCGACUUCGACCAGCAGGCCAAGGAGCACAUCCAGGAGAUGAAGAAAGAGCUCGAUUCGCUUUUGCAGACAGCGGAGAAGGCGUUUGCGGUGGAGCUGCUGACGAUGCCGGCUGCCGUCAGGAAGAUGAAAAGGAAAGAGGUGCUCGAUUUGCAAGGACAGGAAGAAGUGGCUCUUGCUGCUGCAGUGAAUGACUGCUCUCUAGAAGACAUGCCAAAUCCCAAACUUGUGAAGACCAACAGCAAAAAAGUUAAGGUAACUACAAUUGUUGAAUAUGAAGAUUCCAAGCACAGUUCUGCAAAGAAAAUAACUAAAAAAAUUUCCAAAACCAGGUCGCUGGUUUCAUUGGCCUCUGGUUUAAGUGGCAAACUGAACUCUCUUUCUAGUGCCACAAAUCUCAAAGCCACUCCAAAGGGAGCUAAAAGUGUUGGAUUACAACAGACUGUCUCAAGAACUUUACCUGCCAGCGGAAGAGUUCAAGGCAUGUUAAAAAGAAGUAAAUCAGUACCCCAACAUAAAAGUGUUCCAUUUGUCAACAUUCCCCUGGCUGAUGGACAGACACUGUGUACAGCUGGGGGAGACCUCCGUAAUAUUGAUGUGCAGCUCCUAAAUCAGGAUACAGUACAGCACAUUCAUAACCUGGUGGUGCUGCUGGCAGGAGCCCAAAAUGAAGCAGAACUGCCCUACAGUGAUCAGCUCUUCCUCUACCUCUUCACUUCCGCUAUCUGAAAAGUUACCAUGAAUCCUUUCCUCUCUUCCCCUUCAAAAAAACCAAUCUGAAUGGGACUAAAGGUUGAGUAUUACUCUAUUUUGCUAUGACCUACAAGCAGAAGACAGGUGUUGUAAUUGUUUAAGCAGUGCAGGUUACACAAACUAACUCCUUGG
This is a messenger RNA of Cinclus cinclus, 1133 nucleotides long. RefSeq names its product borealin-2-like. Gene Ontology annotation, cellular component: chromosome passenger complex; spindle midzone; chromosome, centromeric region. The record is from RefSeq and is a predicted model, not a curated record. Lineage: Eukaryota; Metazoa; Chordata; Aves; Passeriformes; Cinclidae. Gene Ontology annotation, biological process: mitotic sister chromatid segregation. Bases 108 to 977 code for a protein of 289 amino acids. The transcript has 10 exons.